This is a messenger RNA of Paramisgurnus dabryanus, 1588 nucleotides long. RefSeq names its product ubiquitin-conjugating enzyme E2A (RAD6 homolog) (gene ube2a). The record is from RefSeq and is a predicted model, not a curated record. NCBI's taxonomy places the organism in Eukaryota, Metazoa, Chordata, Actinopteri, Cypriniformes, Cobitidae.
GGCUUAGUAGAGAAAACAGGCAGGAGGAGCCGAACACGCAAUCGGCUAACCUCGUUAUUUCACCAAAUCGAUUAAACCAACGUAUAAUAAACAGAAAAUCCACAUAAACAACGUAUAUACCUUAUGUUUACGUCUUGGUUAUACAAUUGAACGAUGUCAACCCCAGCAAGACGGCGUCUCAUGAGAGAUUUUAAACGUCUCCAGGAGGAUCCUCCAGCAGGAGUUAGCGGAGCCCCGUCCGAAAACAACAUUAUGGUCUGGAACGCUGUCAUUUUUGGACCUGAAGGAACACCAUUUGAAGAUGGAACUUUUAAGCUCACAAUAGAAUUUACAGAAGAAUAUCCUAACAAACCUCCUACAGUUAGGUUCGUCUCCAAAAUGUUUCACCCUAAUGUUUAUGCAGAUGGUAGUAUAUGUUUGGACAUUCUUCAGAAUCGCUGGAGUCCAACAUAUGAUGUUUCUUCAAUUUUAACCUCAAUACAGUCGUUACUGGAUGAGCCGAAUCCAAACAGCCCUGCCAACAGCCAGGCAGCCCAGCUGUAUCAGGAAAACAAGAGAGAGUAUGAAAAACGUGUGUCUGCCAUUGUGGAACAGAGCUGGCGUGACUGUUGACCCUCCUCACAGGUUACAACGUAUGAACAAUAGUCAGCCUCAGCCAACCAGAGGAAAAACCACCUUGCAAAGAAUUAAAUAAAAACAUGUCAUAUUUUGAAUCAUUUUCCACUUACUCAGUAGAUUUGUCUGUUCUGUAGCUGUUGCAAGAUUAGAGUGCUGUUGUGUUGUGGUUUCUCUCUUCAUGCAAAAUCUUAUGUGAAAGGAUAAACAUUAAUUUAACAAAAUAUUGUUGCAAGGGUUACUUGCUUUUAUUUUGGCCUUCCCGUUUGUUUUUCAUCUCUUUUUUUUUUGGCUGUAUAGUUUCUCAGACAGUGUGAAAAAGUUAGGUAUUAACAUGUUGGUUAUGAGUUUCAGUAUGUUUGUUUGAGUCUUAUCUCUCCCAAGUAUUGUAAUAUAUACAUAAAUACAGAGUUACAGUAUAAACAGCAAGGACUUCAAAAUAUCAUUGCGUUGUCUUGUGUAUGGAUUCUUUCAAGAUUUAAAAAAGUGUAGAUUUUAUAUAACUGCACUUGAAAACUGAUAUUUAGAUUCAUACGUCAAUGCAAAGUAAUGUGGGUAUUGGCCUUAAAAAAGUGAUUUGUUAUGCUCUUUUAAUUUGUAAUUUUCAACAGCUCAUACUGCUAUGGACAUAUCUAUUGACACAACAUAUCUGUUGUCUAGUGUAUCACAAGUAAUUGUUUAAAAACCCAAGCCCGGGAUUCAGAGCAUUACAAAUUGGCACUGUUGACUGUUUUUGUGUAUUUACCGUUUUAUGUCUGUUGCACCCCAGUCGCGUGGUUUUCAAUAAAGUGCCGUUUAUUUUUUACAUUGCUUAUCCAAACACAUGGGCAUGAUGCUGUUUUGCGAUGUCCAUUUUAGCUAUUUUAUUUUUUCUUCUUUAUCACCAGAGUUUAAGAGUGUCAGAUUUGCACUAGUAACCCAUGUAAGAAACUGUACAUUUUCUCACUUCUUGUAAAUAAACUGUAAAAUUAAA